Molecule: messenger RNA, 434 nt
Organism: Paralichthys olivaceus (Japanese flounder)
Lineage: Eukaryota; Metazoa; Chordata; Actinopteri; Pleuronectiformes; Paralichthyidae
Source: RefSeq, a predicted model, not a curated record
UGCAUUGCAGACCUUGAAAAAUUAAGAAAACUUCCAAACCUUUCAUUGUUGCACAUGUUCCAGGUACUCCCAGCCGCUGCAUGAGGAGAUCGCUCUGCACAAGAGGCUGAAGCACAGGAACAUCGUCCAGUACCUGGGCUCGGUCAGCCAGGACAGUUUCAUCAAGAUCUUCAUGGAGGAAGUACCAGGAGGAAGUUUGUCCUCUCUCCUGCGCUCCAAAUGGGGUCCUCUGAAAGACAACGAAGCCACCAUCAUAUUCUACACCAAACAGGUCCUCGAGGGGCUCAAAUAUCUCCAUGACAACCAAAUCGUCCACAGAGACAUUAAGGGUGACAAUGUAUUGAUCAACACGUAUAGUGGAGUAUUGAAGAUCUCGGACUUUGGAACCUCCAAACGUUUAGCAGGGAUCAACCCCUGCACUGAGACAUUUGCUG